This is a messenger RNA of Aphis gossypii (cotton aphid), 3808 nucleotides long. Its product is annotated as homeobox protein 2-like. NCBI's taxonomy places the organism in Eukaryota, Metazoa, Arthropoda, Insecta, Hemiptera, Aphididae. The record is from RefSeq and is a predicted model, not a curated record. Bases 507 to 3200 code for a protein of 897 amino acids. The transcript has 2 exons.
UCGACGAGACACGUGUCAUUAUAUUAUCAGUUCCGUCAUACGACGGAAGUAAUUAUUAUUUUAAUAUCCACAGACGAAUCCGUUUUCAUCUCUCUCGAUAACACAUACGUCGGAUUUUUUUUACCUUCUGUCUGCACGUUCGCACACACACAUACACGUUUGGCGGGAGAUUUUCACUCUCGACAAGAAAAGCGUCCCCUCUCCGUUCGUCAUUGGUGGCGAUCUAUCUCUGCGGAGCGCGGGAAAUCUUUGGCCGUCGUUGCUCGUGACGGGUUCGAUUCGGUUAGGAUCUGUAAGCACAGUCGCACUGCCACCGCCGUCAAAAUGUCGCAGUCUCCGAGUGCCGUCCGUCAGAAUAGCGACGUCGCUUAAUAAUUGUAUUAUUGUCACUAUAUCGUCACGUCGACUGUGAUUUUCGUCUCGAACGAGUGUUUUGCCGUACAUUCGGUUAUCCGGUUUUCGGUUUUUCGGUCUAUGAAAUCUCGUUUUUUACGUCCAAAUGAAUAAUGGCCAAUACCGCUGUGCCGGCCAUGUGUUGUAGUCGCGGGUUCGCGGCGGCGACCGGUCUGUUUUUUUUGUUCUCGUUGACUUUGAGUCACCCGUCCUCCGCGGAAGUCCGGCAUGUCCGACACAAGAGGACAGUAUCGGAUCUCAUGGAAGGACUCAUGAACGCCAUGUAUUUUCACGUGCAGGAUCCGAUGCCCUUGCCCUCCACCGUGAUCGCACGAAUCACUCAUUUGACGGCGCCCAAUAAAGUUUACAAGUACGUUCCAGUGCAAACAUUAAAGUUAUCAAAAUUGCGUGCACGUCAAAUAGCUGAACCAAAAUUAAGACUUAAAUAUCCGAAAAAAAUUUCAAUAGCUACAGAAGACUCGUCAUUGACACUGUUGAAAAAUGAUCUACCUUGGACGUUACACCCACUUCCGCCUCCUUUGCCAACGUCCAAAACGAUUAAGCUUGAGGUGGACAAAUCAAUGCCAUGGGCUUUGCACCCGCUUCCGCCGCCCGUCAAGACAAAAAAUUAUUCCGAUUACUAUUGGCCGGACUCAAAGACACGACCAAAGUACUAUUACAGAUCCAAACCGCCCAAGCCAUUCCGUUAUACCAAUAAUAACUAUAAAUACAAAAAACCAAAGGUCCACCCCAACUUCAAACCCACCUUGGAGUAUAGCAAGCCCGCGGUCGAAUAUCAUUCGGUCGUCGAUCAUAAUACGAAACCCAACGAUUACAAUAGUCACGCCGAUUAUAAGCCUGUCGAUUACAAUAGUAAUAAUAAGCACAAUGACAAUAAUAAUCAUGUCGAUUACCCGUCUGAUUCUUUCAAGUACAUCGAUUACAAGCAUGUUGAUUACAAGCACGUCGAUUACAAGUCUCCAGACUAUAAGUCCGAAUAUCCGAAGCAUACGAUGGACGAAGACACGCAUGAAAAUAACAACAAUGAUGACCACUACGAUCAAAACGACGUAUAUCAUUAUUCGCACGACGAUCAUUCGGCUCAAAACAACGAUUUUACGUCGCCAUCGUCACAGUCGCCGCCUUCCGCCGAGUAUGUUUCACAUAUCACCAUCGAACCGUCCAUUCAGAUCGCGUCGUUUUCGGAAUCGGAACUGCAAGGUGACGGUACGAACAAGGACAGCAGCAGCGUAUCCCAGGGCGAUGCGAAGCGUCAUAGGUCGUGUCAGUGUACGAUAAACGGACAUCGGCAUAAACGUGAUGUCGGCGACCACAAUGACGGUGACGACAAUCGUCAUCGUUUGCCGUGGGCGAUGAACGGUACAACUGCAGAUAACAACGACGAUUAUGAUAACGAAAAUCGAACUGCGAUCCGGAAGCCAACCGAUUCUAAUGUGGCGCAGUCUUCGCGGAAUGGCUACUUUGCUCCGCGAGUUGGACACGCCACUGACGUGCAAAUAAUCAAGUCACACGAUAUCACUGACCAGUCGAUGAUUAAUGGUCCUAGACCUGCGAACGGUUUUGAUCUAUCGAACGGUCCUGGUCCUGCGAAUGGCCCGGGUCUUGCUAACGGUAUGGGUUAUGUGCAACAAGUGCGUAACAUGAAUAAUGACCAUCCGGUCAUAAAACUGUCAACCGUCGAUACGGAUCGCGGACAGGCGAAAAAGAACGAAGCGGCCGCAUUCAGGGACGAGAGCGAUAAGUUCAAAGUGGAAUUUAAUCGUAACAUAAACAAUUGGGAUAAGUCAAAAUCAGCUGGCGACAAACAAGGACGAUACUCGUCGUUAAGCCCUGAAGUAAGCAGUGUUGAUGGUGGAAGCAGUGGAGUUAACUCGGGAAUUUCGGAUGACUACGGAAACCGACCGACCAGGGACAAACCGGAUACGCGAGGAAGAGGUUAUCACGCCGUCAGGAGCAAGGUGGAGAACUCGGAUCGAGGCGUGUCGUUCAGUGUGCAGACUCCCUAUUCGGUUUCUAGUUAUUCUUCGAACGUCCGACAUCCGGAAGAACACCAGUCCCGGUUUCGUUACACCGGGCACAAAUCCGAUUCAUCGUCAUCGCUAUCGCCAGAACCACUGUUGUCGUCGUUCCAGGACGGAUACUCAAAACCACCGCUGGACUUUGAGCAGUUCGGUUUGAAGUCAGCUCUGGGCGACGAUCAUCCGCUCAGUCCGGAUCAUUUUUCACGAGACUUAUUCGAAGACAAAUCGCCUGAAACCGUGACAAUUGGUCGGAUCUCGUCGCGAUUUCCGGAGAGCUUCGGAACAGUUGCACCUGAUAGACGCCCCAGUUCUGGGUUUUCGGAUCGGCCGGCCUCGUACUUUUCGAGGGAUUUCGGCCACGAUGACCGGAGUCGUUUUAAAACGUCAUUGAAACCGUUUAGGUAUACUGCGAAACAUGGACCAUCUCAGUCUGUUGACGAUCUGUUCGACAUUCGAUCGAAAGGUGGACGUCCGUCGAAUGAAGAAUCGGUUUUGGAAUAUUUCCAACCGGUUGUCAUCGAUUUUGACAAAAAGUCUAAGCAAGACGACAAUGAUUUCUUAAGAUCGGUCGGCGGUAGCAGCAACAACAAUUUCGGAGGUAACGAUAGAUCACGGUACUUUGGUAAAACAGAAAAUUCGGUUUUUGCAAAAUUCAAAAAAAACCAGAAUUCUGAUCAGCUUCGUUUGCCUGGCCGUUUACACGAAUCCAACGAAAACUUGUCCAGAAAAAUGGUUUUACAUCCUUCCGCAUUCGACAUAGAUUAACGCAAAGGUUUAUAGUUAUUUAUUCUUAACAGCAGGCGAUAUAAAUACACGUAAAUUACUUUAAAUGUAUUUUCGUUAAAAACUAUGAUUUACUUACAAUCGUCGAAUGCAACAUAUAAAAAACAUAUUAUUAUGCCAUUAUGCACUCUAUGUUUGUAAACAAUCAUUAUCAUUAUAUAUAUAUCGCUAUUUUAAAACAAUAUAUAUGUAACUAUUUCCAAUCCUAUUUUAAAAAGAAAUUGAAAUAUUUUUUAUAAAUUUUAUAAUUCACUAAUAUAUUAUAUUAGUCGGUUGAUCGUUUUAAGAACGAAUUUCUGUCUUUAUAAUUAAAUAUAGUUUGAUGAAUUGAAAAAGUAAAUAUUUUACUAUAUAUUGUUUAAAAUAAUAUUUAAAUCUUUUAUCGCUAAUAAAUUUAGGGUGCCAUGUAAAAUAAAAUAUUUUUAAUAUUGGAUGAAAAUAAAUCGUUUUUAUACAUUGUGGUGACAUUUAAAUAUGUUCCUUAAAACGGUUAUUACUUAAAUAUUAUAUAGAACAUGGUUUGCGAUUAAUACACUUAAACACUUAAACAUAUUAUAUAAUGUACAAAACAUAAUGAAUGUAUUAAUUUU